This is a messenger RNA of Rhineura floridana, 930 nucleotides long. RefSeq names its product olfactory receptor 6F1-like. Gene Ontology annotation, cellular component: membrane. Gene Ontology annotation, molecular function: G protein-coupled receptor activity; olfactory receptor activity. The record is from RefSeq and is a predicted model, not a curated record. Bases 1 to 930 code for a protein of 309 amino acids. Gene Ontology annotation, biological process: G protein-coupled receptor signaling pathway. Lineage: Eukaryota; Metazoa; Chordata; Lepidosauria; Squamata; Rhineuridae. The transcript has a single exon.
AUGCCACAGCACAAUCAAGCAGAACAAAAUGAAACAACAGUAAUGGAAUUCAUCCUUCUUGGUUUCCCAGGAUCUCAGUAUUCACAGAUGGUCUUUCUUAUCAUGUACAUCCUGUCUAUUUUGGGAAAUGUGGCUAUCAUCAUUCUAGUAUUAACAAAUUAUCCUCUCCAUACUCCCAUGUACUUCUACCUUUGCAAUCUGUCUUUCUUGGAGAUAUGGUACACAACAGCCAUUAUCCCUAAGACCCUUGCCAUCUUUCUGGGAAGGAGCAGAAGCAUCUCUUUCAAUGGCUGCAUUCUGCAAAUGUACUUUGUUUUCUCCUUUGGAUGCACAGAGAACUUCCUGCUAUCUGUCAUGGCUUAUGAUCGUUAUUUGGCCAUAUGUUAUCCACUGCACUACAAUACCAUCAUGGACAUCAGCUUUUCUUGCAAGUUGGCAGCAGGCUGUUGGUUAUGUGGUUUCAUUUUUAUUUCCAUGCUAGUAUUUUUGAUCUCAAGAUUGUCCUUCUGUGGGCCUAAUGUGAUUAAUCACUUCUACUGUAACAUUGAUUCCUGGAUAGUUCUCUCGUGCUCUGACACCCAUGUCGUUGAGAUGGCAGUUUUUGUCCUCUCCAUCAUUGUCAUUUUGUGUUCAUGUGUGGUAAUCCUUCUUUCCUACAUGUACAUCAUCUCCACCAUCCUGCACAUCCCAUCUGCUAAAGGACAGGAAAAGGCCUUUUCCACAUGCUCUUCCCAUCUCGCUGUAGUCAUCAUUUGGUAUGGAUCCACCAUCUUCCUGUAUGUCAAGCCUUCUGUAUGGACAUCUUUAGAGCAGACUAAAAUAGUGAAUAUCCUGAACACAGUUGUGACUCCAUUGCUAAAUCCUUUCAUCUACACUCUAAGAAACAAAGAGGUAAAAGUGGCUGUGAAACAUUUAUUACACUGGGAAUGA